AUGAGCUCGGCCAAGACCAGUCCUGUUAAAAAGCCAAUUCAACCCACAGAUAUCUCUAAAGAAACCGAUACUACAGAAAAUGGUGAUGAAGAUACGCCCUCCACGACAAACGAAAUUGACGAAGACCCAUCAAUCCUUUCUGACCCAGAAGACUACUUAGAAGAGAAUGAGUCUCUAGAUAUGAACUUGAGUCGAGGCGAUCAGAAGGUUUGGUUGGUGAAAUUGCCCAAAUAUUUGAUGGACAAAUGGAGUGACCCAGAAUCAAUGAAGAAGGGAAAUCAGCUAGGGAAUGUGAAAAUCAGAAAAGACGCAAGGGGGAAACUAGAAGUGAAGCUUGUUUUGGAAAAGAACGAAACGGAUAUACCACAAGAAUAUGAUAUUAAAAUGCUCAAUACUCAAGUUCGUAAUUCCUACGCUUUCACUGAGGAGAAUUUAAAGAAAUUCAAACAAGAAUUAACCGAAGUUGGGGCAAUGCCUCAACAACCUCAAUUGAAAGAAACGGAUGACAAGAAGAAGAAGUUUCAACCCAGAAGAAAAUUCAAGUAUUUCAGAGUACAAAAAAAUGGCGAUGGUUCCAAUGGGCAACCCAUUCGAAAAUAUAUUCCAUUUGUCAAAACCAUUCCCAAAAAGACAAGCCUCUUGGGGAAAGUUGUUCAUGAUUGUCUGAUUGUUCCAUCAAAAAGAGAUAAAAGCUAUGCCGCAUUGAUUAGAAGCCGCGAUGCAAAUAUUCAAGGGCCACCUAGACCAAAAGUCACCUUGCUUAAUGAAAUCCCUGGAGUCAUUCAAUCCAAUGCUGGUCCUUCGAUCAAAGGCAACAACACCUCAGUCUUUCUCAAAUCCACCCAACCUAAGAACAAAGCUGAUGGCAGGGCCAUUAGAAUGCCCAAGCAAGAUCUUUUGGACUUGUUGUUUAGACUAUUUGAAGAGUAUGAGUAUUGGUCAAUCAAGGGGUUGAAGGAGCGGACAAAACAACCAGAAUCGUACUUGAAGGAGUCGUUGGAUUCAAUUGCGAUUUUGAUAAAGAAGGGGCCGUAUACUUCCAAAUGGGUAUUGAAGCCGGAAUAUAGAAAGUUGAGAGAUGCUGAAAGAGCAGCAAGGUUGGGGCUUAAUGAGGAGGAUCAAGGUAAAGAGAAUGAAGAGGGAGAAGGAGAGAAUGAGGACGAGGAUAUGGAAGACGUUAUUUAG
Lodderomyces theae is the source of this 1185-nucleotide messenger RNA. RefSeq names its product transcription factor IIF subunit. The transcript has a single exon. The record is from RefSeq and is a predicted model, not a curated record. Gene Ontology annotation, biological process: transcription initiation at RNA polymerase II promoter; transcription by RNA polymerase II. Gene Ontology annotation, cellular component: transcription factor TFIIF complex. The coding region runs from base 1 to 1185 and encodes 394 amino acids. NCBI's taxonomy places the organism in Eukaryota, Fungi, Ascomycota, Pichiomycetes, Serinales, Debaryomycetaceae.